GUCUCGGGGAGUUGAUGGCAGAACCACAGUGCGGCCGCCCGGCCGAGCGCACCGCGCAGCCACCCGCGGCUGCCCGCCGAGCACUCGACAUGUGGGGGGACUGGGGUGGGAGCGGCCGGAGCAGCGCCAGGGACCGGGGCGCGCAGCAGCCUCCGCUCGCUCGCCUGUCCUGACCUGGCUUGCUCGCCCCACCGAAGAAUGUCAGCCAAGUCCAAGGGGAACCCCUCCUCGUCCUCCGCAGCCGAGGGACCUCCGGCAGCCUCCAAAACCAAGGUGAAGGAGCAGAUCAAGAUCAUAGUGGAGGAUCUGGAAUUAGUCCUGGGCGACCUGAAGGACGUGGCCAAAGAACUUAAGGAGGUGGUUGACCAGAUUGACACCCUGACCUCUGACCUACAGCUGGAGGAUGAGAUGACCGACAGCUCCAAAACAGAUACUCUGAACAGCAGCUCCAGUGGGACAACAGCCUCCAGCAUAGAGAAGAUCAAAGAACAGGCCAAUGCCCCUCUCAUUAAACCUCCAGCACACCCAUCUGCUAUCCUGACUGUCCUGAGAAAGCCAAACCCUCCACCCCCUCCUCCAAGGUUGACACCUGUGAGGUGUGAAGAGCCUCAAAGAGUGGUGCCAACUGCCAAUCCUGUAAAGACCAAUGGCACCCUUCUACGGAAUGGAGGAUUACCCGGUAGACCCAACAAAAUUCCAAAUGGAGACAUCUGCUGCAUACCCAAUAGUAACUUGGACAAGGCUCCAUUGCAGUCUCUGAUGCACAGACCUGAAAAGGACAGGAGUCCUCAGGCAGGGCCUCGGGAACGAGUACGGUUCAAUGAAAAAGUACAAUAUCAUGGCUAUUGUCCUGACUGUGAGACUCGGUAUAACAUAAAGAAUAGGGAGGUCCAUUUACACAGUGAACCAGUCCAUCCACCUGGAAAGAUCUCUCACCAAGGACCUCUGCUCCCUCCUCCACCUCAUCUCCCCACUUUCCCAUUAGAAAAUGGGGGACUGGGAAUAAGCCACAGUAACAGCUUCCCCCCUCCCACACCUGCAACCGUGCCUCCUCCCACUGCACCAAAACCACAGAAGACCAUCCUGAGGAAAUCCACCACCACCACAGUGUGAUAUCUGCCAUUUAAGAAAACGUUCUGUUUGUUUUUAAUUUUCUAUAUGAUAAACAUAAAAUAAUAAGUAAUGAGCACUUUCUACUCAAGCAAUAAAAAGCCCAAAUAUAUUAAUCUGCAUUCAACAAAGUGGCAUAAAAAUCACGUGGUAAGUAUGCAGAAUGACGCUUCUGUCCUGGACGUACAUUGCUUUCUAUGUUCCAUCAUCAGAAACUGCAGAAAAUUGAGAAUGUAUGAAUGCAUUUUAUUUUUUGUGAUUGACCUAAGACAAACUGUGACCUUCAGAUUUCAAGUAUUUUGAUUUAUUAUAAGAGCUGAGAUGUCAGAUAUUUUGAUUUGUUGAUAAAGCCAGGGCAAUUCAUUCCAUUCAUGCCUAACUCAUCUAUGCAUUGAUGCUGUCAUAAUCCUCCCUUUGAUCUAAUGCUUUUUAAUAAGAAUUUUAAUACCGAAGGACUAUUUUAUUAUUUUUUCUAAAGAUCUUUGUCAAUAGUUUUGCAUCAUGAAAUGCUGAGGACACUACCAAAAAGUUUAUUUUCUAUACUAUACAAUUUGAAUCAUGUGUUCAACUAUAUGUGUAAUAAAAUAUUUUGAGCUUUGGAAAUAUGUCAAUAAAUAAUAGUAAAUAAUGAGAAAGCCUAAUGUUCCUUAGGAUUAAAAAGAAGUAGAGGUUACUUUAACUCCCUGUUAACAUUCACUGAAAUGGGAAGCGAGUCCCCAAGAGUUUGAACAAGGUGACACUGAUUGGAUAUCACAAUUUGUAGAGUAAAUGUCACAACCUGUUUGGUAAGUAUAUUCUUACAACAGUUUCCUAUUAUACACCUCCAUUAUGGUCCGUCUAGAACCUGCCAUUAAAUGCCUUUGAUGUUGUCAAGCCUUCUCCCAGGAAACAUUUUACAUAAGUACAUUAAAAGGUUGGAAUUUUUGCCUUCUGUCUACCAGAGCAAGCUCAAAUUCCAUGAAAGAACACAGAAUUAUAGGAAGGAAGUUGGAGAUAUCUCUAGUCACAGGGUAUGUUCAGCAAUGGCCUUUCCCCUUUUCUCUUCUAAGUUGAAGGGUGUCAGGGGUUUUUGAUGUCCCAUAUAAGAAUCUCUUCUUUCUACCUUUUAGCCCAAGUCUUUCUCCUGAGUAGUAUUUGUCAACUUAAGAAAUUUAACAAAUUCAUAGAUCAGUCAGAACCCAGUUGCACUGAUUUGGACUGAUGUGAUGUUUUGCCUUGGAGAUAAAAAUUAUUUGUCUCUCAAAAAUCAUUAUGCGGUACAGUGCCUGCAAGGGGGAGGGGGGAGGGAGGGGGAUUACUUACAAGGUAAUAGUGGAGGGCAAGUGUUGGUGAAAUUAGUGGACUGUGUGAUCUGAAAACAUGAGUAAGCUUCUCAAAUACAUUACUUUAAAUUUUAAAACUUUAACUUUUGCUGCUAAAAAAGGUAGUCUUAUGAUUUAGACUAUGAAUAUUCUUUGAAACAGCAUUCUGUUGAACUAUGACAAUGUAUUUUGGGAAAGACUAUACAAAGAAUAUAACAUUUAUUAUUUAAUGAAUGACUGAAUGAACAAAAUAAAUGAAAGACAGAGACUGUCCUGUUAAAAAUUUGCUUGGUGUGCUAUUUUAUCUUUUUGUAUUGUACAUGAGGGUAAUGUAAGCUUAAUAAUCCAAUAUUUUGGAAAGAUAUAAGAUAGUAAUGAAUAAAGACCAUAAUCUAGUAUU
Molecule: messenger RNA, 2811 nt
Organism: Arvicanthis niloticus (Nile rat)
Lineage: Eukaryota; Metazoa; Chordata; Mammalia; Rodentia; Muridae
Gene: Prr16
Product: proline rich 16
Biological process (GO): positive regulation of cell size; positive regulation of translation
Source: RefSeq, a predicted model, not a curated record